This is a messenger RNA of Benincasa hispida (wax gourd), 759 nucleotides long. Its product is annotated as MD-2-related lipid-recognition protein ROSY1-like. Gene Ontology annotation, molecular function: sterol binding. The record is from RefSeq and is a predicted model, not a curated record. Lineage: Eukaryota; Viridiplantae; Streptophyta; Magnoliopsida; Cucurbitales; Cucurbitaceae. Gene Ontology annotation, biological process: intracellular sterol transport.
UUUUCUACCCAUCGUCGCUGACAUUUUUUCUUUCUUCAUCUUCACUCCUUUUGUUUCAGAUCGGCCGUUCCAACUCCGACCAUCGACGAUAUCAUGGACGGAGGGAGCUCGUUCAAUCGCAUCCUCUUUCUUCUUGUCGCCGUUCUUCUGCUCUCUCCGUUCAUUUUAGCCGCUGAAUUUGACUAUUGCGAUAGGAGAGGUAAUUAUCCUGUGAAAGUCGAUGAACUCCAAGUAUCUCCUGAUCCAGUAAAGAGCGGCCAGCCUGCCACGUUUACCGUUUCAGCCUCAACUGAGAAGAAUCUCUCCGGUGGAAAGUUCGUGGUCGAGGUUUCUUUAUUUGGCCUGCAUAUACAUUCAGAAAGUCAUGAUCUUUGUGAAGAGACGAAGUGUCCUAUUGCACCUGGAAAAUUCUCAUUAUCUCACUCCCAAAGCUUACCUCCAUUUACGCCACCAGGUAUGUAUUCCGUUAAAAUAAUAUUGAGAGAUAGCAAGAAUCACCAGUUGACUUGCAUCAACUUCAAGCUCAAAAUUGUUUUUGGUGAAGAGGAAUCCUUGGUUGCUGAGAGUUGAAAAAUGGCCAAUUUCAAGUUAAGCUUUCAUGCAACCUUAUCCUCUUUUUCAACUGCAUCGUGUGUAAUAUUUAUACUUGUACUACAAGGAUUGUUCUACCUUUGUUGGUGUUUAUGCGUAUAUAAAAGCUUCUGAACAAUUGUGAAUUCCUCAAUAUUCAGCUGUUUUGGAUAUUCCCAUUGGGUUUUA